GGUGUCAUGGCCGCUGCGGCGAGGCGCCCCGGGAGGCCGUCCGUGCUGCUGGGGCUCCGCGACGCGCCGAUGGCGGCCGCGAGCCGGGGCGGCGGGCAGGCCCCGGCCUGGGCCACCAACAAGCUGGGCGGCUGCGCGGACGCGGUGCCCUCCGUGCGCCUGGGCUGCCCCGGCUGCGGCGUCUGCGGGGCCGCGCUGCUGCACCUGGUGCAGGUGUACUGCCCGCUGGAGGCGUCCCCCUACCACCGCGUCGCCAACGUCUUCGCCUGCGCCGCGAAGCGCUGCUGGGGAAAGCCCCAGAGCUGGAAGGUGCUGCGCUCCCAGUACUUGCCGACGGACGAAAAGAAAGCACGAGGUGGCAGCGUGAAGCAGAAACAGCAAUCUAACUUUGCUGCAAAUGAUUGGUGUGAAGAAACAGAUGACUGGGGAGUCUGCAGUGAAGCAGAAAUUCCUGCGUGCACAUCCCUUCAGCUGCUUGGCUUAAAUGAAGUGAUGAUGGGCAACUCCUUGUCCAGAGAGGUGGAGUGUGCAUCCCAGUUCCAACAUCUUCGCUUGUCUGAAGCUACAGAUGUGUCAGGUCCCCUGAGUACAUGUGCUUCCAUCAGGGAAGGAACAGUAGCUGCUAGUUCAGCUGCUGUGUUCCAGCCCUAUUACAUUAGUGUUGUGGAUGAGGAGGACUACACUGGUUUCCUUGACACAGGUCAUGCAGAUAAGCUAUUAAAGGAGUAUCAGCAGAGAGAGGGUGUUGAUAUGGAACAGUUGAUGUCAGAAAGUUUUGCAGGUGAAGGUGACAAUGAAAAAUAUGAGAAGAGUGAAGUCAAAAGCAGGGAUCACACAUUCCAUAAAUUUAUGAAAAGAAUAUCUGUCUGCCAUGAACAGAUUCUAAGGUACUCCUGGGGGGGGCAGCCUUUAUUCAUAACAUGUCCUCCAGCCAACAUUAACAAAGGUAUUCCAGUCUGCAGUAACUGUGGAAGUAACAGAGUAUUUGAAUUUCAACUUAUGCCAGCACUGGUCAGCAUGCUCCAGAGUGAUACAGAUCUGUCAGUGGAAUUUGGAACUGUUAUAGUUUACACAUGUGAGAGGAGCUGUUGGCCAGCAAAUCAUCAAACCCCUCUUGAAGAAUUUAUUUUUGUACAAGAAGAUCCAGAUCAGAACUUAUUUAAAUAAAAUGUAUUUUUCUGCAUGUA
Molecule: messenger RNA, 1187 nt
Organism: Rhea pennata
Lineage: Eukaryota; Metazoa; Chordata; Aves; Rheiformes; Rheidae
Gene: PDCD2L
Product: programmed cell death 2 like
Exons: 7
Coding region: 7-1167 (386 amino acids)
Biological process (GO): apoptotic process
Cellular component (GO): cytoplasm
Source: RefSeq, a predicted model, not a curated record